AUGCGUCUGCAAAGUAUCGCUGCCAUCUUGGCUGCUGCAGCCACGGCUUCUGCCCAGAGCGUCUCGGGCAAGGCUUACGGUUUCGCUGCUGGUGUUACUGGUGGUGAGGGAGAGGCUGUUACGCCUUCUUCUGCUGAGGAGCUCGCUACACUCCUUGCUGAUGACACUCCUCGUGUUAUCUACCUCGACAAGGAGUUUGACUUUACUGGAGAUGUCAAGACUGGUGCUGGUUGUGAUCGCAAGAGCUGCAGUGCUAGCAACGGCGGUCAGCUUUACCUCGGUGAUCUUUCUUGCGGCGGUGAUGACAAUGUCGCUGUCAGCUCCAUCACCUACGACGCUGCUGGUCCUGAGCCCCUUCCCGUUGGCAGCAACAAGAGUAUCAUCGGUAACGGAAAGGCUGUCCUCAAGGGCAAGGGUCUCUCAAUCAAGAAGGGAUCCAAGAACGUCAUUGUCCAGGGCAUUGAGUUCACCGACAUCAACCCCGGUGUUGUAUGGGGUGGUGAUGCUCUCGAACUCAAGGGUCUCAACGAUGGUGUUUGGAUCGAUCACUGCAAGUUCUCCAAGGUUGGCCGCAUGUUCAUCGUCUCUCACUACGACGGCUCCCGUCUCACCAUCUCAAACUCCGAAUUCGACGGUGUCACCGACACUUCUGCUUCUUGCAACGGCAACCACUACUGGACCAUGAUGUUCUACGGUGAGGGUGAUCAGGUCACUCUCGAUCGCAACCACUUCCACGAUGUGGCUGGCCGAGCUCCCAAGCUUGGUGAGCCUGGUACCAACGGUUACUUCCACGCUACCAACAACUACUUCCAGAAUAUGAAGGGUCAUGCUUUUGAUGCUUACCAAGGAGCCAACGCCAUCAUUGAGGGCAACGUCUUUGAUGGUGUCGAUACUCCUAUCACUAAGGAGGCUGCUUCCGUCAGCACUCUGUUCGUCGCUGAUGAGAGCGGUGCUUCUGCUUGUCAGUCCGCUCUUGGCCGUGCUUGCGUGCCCAACUCUGCUACCAGUAGCGGUGAUCUUCCCUCUCUGAAGGGUGAGAGCGGACUCAACGCUGUCGCUAAGAACAAGGACAACAUCAUCACCCCCGUCUCUGCCAGCGAAGUCACUGCUCUUGUCCUCGGUAGCGUCGGACCCGCCAACGUUGGUUCCGGCUCCAACUCCGGAUCCAACUCCGGAUCUGGCUCUGGCUCUGGCUCUGAAUCCGCCCCAUCUCAGAGCCCCGAGUCUGGCAAUGAGGCUACCGAGACUACUCCCGCUACACCUGAGACUACUCCGGAGAGCACCCCCGAGACUGCUCCUGAGACAACUCCUGAGGCUGUCAACGAGCAAGAGGCCCUUCCCGAUUGCCCCGAGGAGACCGAGAACGAGCCUGUUGCGAAUGCAGAGGUCAAGCCUAUCGCUUCUGACGACUGCGAGGAGGAAACGGACGCUACCCCUGCCAAGACUGAGGAGAAGCCCGUCACUACUGGCGACUGCGACGAUGAGAUUGAGGCUGCAGCUGAUACCUCUUCAGAGACAGAGCAGAAGCCCACUGCGCCUGCGACUCCUUCCAAGCAGGUAUCCUCGUCUAGCGACGAUUGUGAUGAGGAGCCCAAGGCAGAGGUGAAGCCAGUUGCCACCGGAGACUGUGACGAGGAAGAGACCUCUGCGGCUGCCACCGACUCCUCCUCUUCCGCUGGUUCCUCCACCGCUCAGAUGUACGGUCAAUGCGGAGGUAAGAACUGGACUGGUGCUACCACAUGCCCCUCUGGCACUUCUUGCAAGAAGAUGAACGACUACUACUCCCAGUGCAUUGGCUCCAACAGCCGUGUUCGUCGCUAUAUUCAGUAA
This is a messenger RNA of Fusarium fujikuroi IMI 58289, 1830 nucleotides long. RefSeq names its product related to bromodomain protein BDF1. Gene Ontology annotation, molecular function: cellulose binding; pectate lyase activity. NCBI's taxonomy places the organism in Eukaryota, Fungi, Ascomycota, Sordariomycetes, Hypocreales, Nectriaceae. The record is from RefSeq and is a predicted model, not a curated record. Gene Ontology annotation, cellular component: extracellular region. Gene Ontology annotation, biological process: carbohydrate metabolic process. The transcript has a single exon. The coding region runs from base 1 to 1830 and encodes 609 amino acids.